This is a messenger RNA of Tupaia belangeri chinensis (Chinese tree shrew), 2714 nucleotides long. RefSeq names its product disintegrin and metalloproteinase domain-containing protein 25. Gene Ontology annotation, biological process: proteolysis; male gonad development. Bases 612 to 2714 code for a protein of 700 amino acids. Gene Ontology annotation, cellular component: external side of plasma membrane; sperm head plasma membrane; plasma membrane. Gene Ontology annotation, molecular function: metalloendopeptidase activity. The transcript has 4 exons. NCBI's taxonomy places the organism in Eukaryota, Metazoa, Chordata, Mammalia, Scandentia, Tupaiidae. The record is from RefSeq and is a predicted model, not a curated record.
GGGGAUCUACACUUCUCUUGGUCAUGCGAAGUGUCAAUUAUAAAUCGUUUUUCAUAGAGGUGGGUGGUAGAAAAAGUACCAUUCACAGAAAAAAAUCAUGGGAGCCACCAAUUUGACUCUGAUAAGUGUUCUGUAGUACAACGCUAAAGGACAAAAGCAGCAGGUUUUGUGCAUGCUAUAAUACAUGUGCAUACACAAACACACACAGACACAGAGAACACAUACAAUACACUCACAGGACACACACCCACAGAAUGCACUCGCGCACAGUCAACACACACACAUAGACACAAGAAGUGCUGCUAAGCAAUCAGAUUAAGUGUUCUGCUGGUGUGAUGGAUUGACUCUGCCAAGUAAUAAGACAAAUCGUUAAGGAAAAUUAAAAGGAAAGAGUAAGAUUGUGAUGAAGAAGGCUACAACCAUAGUUUUGUGGCUAGCAAUCACUCUCAGUGAGCCUGGAAGUUCUGCUGGUGUGAUGGAUUGACUCUGCCAGAAGACACAGCAUUCACGGUCAGUCCUGCAAAGAAGCACCUCAAAGGGAGGAGACACACAACAUCGUCUCCUGCCUCCAUUCCUUCGCUCUCCCACAGAGCCACUAUUCUGGACCCAUAAUGGCUGUGUAUGAGGCCCUGGCUCAGGGUCUGACCACUCUUCUGCUGCACUGGCUGGGGGUGUUCCUUUUUCUUUCUCCAUGGCCCCAGAUAGGACACUGCCAACAACACAGCCCCCCAGAAGUGGUGAUACCCCUCAGGGUAACUGACAGUGAUAAAGGCAUGAAUAGUUCAGGCUGGGUCUGCUAUAGCCUGCACUUUGGGGGCCAGAGGCACAUUGUCCACAUGAAGCCCAGGAAGGUCUUAGUGUCCAGAUCCCUCUCCGUGUUCACGUACACAGAUCAGGGUGCUCUCGUAGAGGACCAGCCCUUUGUCCGGGAUGACUGCUACUAUCAGGGUUUUGUGGAGGGAGACCCAGAUUCCCUCGUUGCCCUUAGCCCCUGUCUUGGGGGCUUUCAAGGAGUGUUACAUAUAAAUGACAUCGCCUACGAAAUCAAACCCAAAAGGCAUUCUGUCACAUUUGAACAUCUGGUGUACAAGAUGGACCGUGAAGAGUCAGAGUUCCCACCCACGCGAUGUGCAUUAACUGAUGACAUAGUACAGGAAUUCACUUUUCCAGAGAGUGAUAAUUAUACUCUGAUGCAGAGUGACUAUUUAGGCUGGUGGACCCACAAGCGGCAUCUUGAGUUGGCAGUGGUGGUAGACCAAGAACGAUUCUUUCAUCGGGAAAGUAAUGUGUCAAAGGUGCAAGAGGAAGUAAUCACUGUGCUCAAUGUAAUAAGUACCUUUUAUACUGCAUUGGACAUCAACGUGCUUUUAUGUGGAAUUGAGAUCUGGAAUGAAGGAAAUGCUGUGAAUAACAAUGAUAUAAGUGUUCUUCUACGGGAAUUUUGCCGUUGGAAGACACACAGCUUGAAUCCACGCAAAAAGCAUGAUCUUGCACAUCUCCUUAUAAAAUGUCAAUUUGGUGUUUCUCUUGGGCUAGCUUAUAUUGGUACAGUAUGUAAAAAGGAGAUUAAUUGUGGAGUUAAUAGUUUCAUGGAUGACAAAUACUCUGCGUUUGCAGUAACGUUGGCACAUGAGAUGGGUCAUAACCUAGGUAUGUUCCACGAUGAUGAUACAUGCAAAUGUGGACACAGGACAUGUAUAAUGUUUCCCUCAACAACAUCCUCAAGAACAUUCAGCAAUUGCAGUUAUUCUUACUUUUCAACUGUAGAUUUUAAGACUACUUGUAUGCACGAACCACCCAGUCCAGACAGUAUCUUCUCACUGAAGCACUGUGGAAAUGGUGUCGUCGAAGAAGGGGAGCAAUGUGACUGUGGGACCAUAAGUUUGUGUGAAAAUGAUCCAUGCUGCUUGUCAAACUGCUCUCUGAAACCUGGGGCCACCUGUGCUUUUGGCCUUUGUUGCAAAGACUGCCAGUUAGUGCCAUCAGGUGAAGUGUGCAGAGAAAGUGGCAAUGAAUGUGACCUUCCAGAGUGGUGCAACGGGACUUCACACGAGUGUCCAGUGGAUGUGUAUGUGCAGGCUGGAGUGCGCUGCAUGGGUGUGGGAUACUGCCAUGGAAAGAGAUGCAAUGUCCGUGAUGAGCAAUGCAAGCAAAUUUUUGGCGAAGUAUCUAAGAGCGCAAAUCAGAGUUGCUACAGUCAUGUGAACACGCAGGGAGACCGAUUUGGUAACUGUGGCAUCAAGGGUGCUAGAUAUGUAAAAUGUAGUAUCGCAGAUGUCCUGUGUGGCAGAAUCCAGUGUGAGAACGUGACAAAAAUUCCACUUAUGGAAGACCAUUCUACCGUGCUUUGGACUCACUUCAAUGGUGUCAACUGCUGGAGUACCGACUACCACUUAGGGAUGACCAUACCUGAUGUUGGAAUGGUCAACGAGGGCACUGAGUGUGGCCCAGAACACAUAUGCCUGGAUGGGCAUUGCAUUCCUUUAUCAGUUUUGAAAGAUCUUUGUGAGCCUAAGAUCUGUAAUGAUCGAGGGAUCUGUAAUGAUAAACAUCACUGUCAUUGCGACCCUGGAUGGGACCCUCCCUACUGCCUGGAAAAAGGCUGGGGAGGCAGUGUGGAUAGCGGGCCACCCCCUCGGGACAAUGAGGAGAAACUGGGCCAUCACCCUGAAACACAGAUGAGGCAAUACAGUGGAACUCGUGGCAAUGUCUGA